AUGAGAGUGGCGGAUCUGGUUCCGUUUUAUGAGCUUGUCGGCACCAUCCAGCCACCCAAAGCGCUGCACGCGGGCGACCGCUUGAAUCUGGUGACGGAUGUCGCGCCUCCAAUCCACCUGUCCACCAUCUUCAGGUACUCGAAUGAUCCAAAUGAUCUAGGCCCAUCCGAGGAUCCAGUGGCCGAAUUCAACGGGAAGAACUUCGUUUACUCUCACGAGUUCGCCCCAAAUGCGACUAGAUUCGAAGCAGUCUGCUCCACCCUGUUCAAGGGGAAUGCCGUGAGCUAUGCAACGGUAUCGGUGGGUGAAGGGUACCACGUUACCCACGAAGUGAUCUCCGUCAUAUCUCGUUUCUCGGGACUGGAGAAGCUUCCUCUUGACUGUCCUGCCGAAAGUUUGAAUGCCGGUGAUGUCAUCCUGCUUGAAACGCCAGGCAAUCCACUAGGAAUUGCGUUCAAUAUUGUGGAAGGCCCAUUGGUGUUGGACAUUGUGAUGCACUCAGGAUCCAAGUAUUUUGGAGACCAUAGUGAUCUCCUGUGUGGUGUCCUCGCAACCAAACGGGACGGCUGGACCAAGCAGCUAUUCGAGGACCGGGUGGCUUUGAGCAAUGUGCUGGGGAAUCUGGAGGGGUGGCUUGGAACUCGAAGUCUGCGCACGAUGGGGGUUCGCAUCCAGCGGGCAAGCGAGGACUCUGCCAAACUGAUUUCCUGGCUCCACAAUGGUCUGAAUGCGCCGUCUCCGGCUGCAGGUUCUGAGGAGGCUAUUAUCCAGGCCGUGCUGCAGAAGAUAUAUCACGCCAGUCUCCAGAAUGAAGACUGGUUGAAGAAGCAAAUGCCGAACGACUUCGGCCCUGUUUUUGCCAUCAUCUUUACCACCGAAAACUUUGCUCGAGCACUGCCCAGCAAGCUGCAUUACUUCCAGCACGCGACGAGUCUCGGUGGUGUCAAGUCUUUGAUUGAGUGGCGCGCACUGUCCGAUUCAAAGGUGGAUCGAAAGUUAGUGAGAAUCAGUGUUGGGCUGGAGAAUUGGGAGGAUCUCAAAGAUGAUCUGCUUCGGGCGUUUGCGUCACUUGCAGGAACACAAUGA
This is a messenger RNA of Penicillium cinerascens, 1086 nucleotides long. RefSeq lists its product as uncharacterized. Gene Ontology annotation, molecular function: carbon-sulfur lyase activity; pyridoxal phosphate binding. The record is from RefSeq and is a predicted model, not a curated record. Gene Ontology annotation, biological process: transsulfuration. The transcript has 5 exons. Gene Ontology annotation, cellular component: cytoplasm. The coding region runs from base 1 to 1086 and encodes 361 amino acids. NCBI's taxonomy places the organism in Eukaryota, Fungi, Ascomycota, Eurotiomycetes, Eurotiales, Aspergillaceae.